AUGGGGAAACAAGAAAAGAAAGAAACAAAAGGCAAGAGAAGAAGAAGAGAAAGAAGACAGUGGAAAUCAACUUCGCCUUUUCCUGUCGAUCUUACCUCAGAGAUACUCUCAAGGCUGCCUGGGAAAUCUAUUGCUAGGUUUCGUUGCGUCUCCAAGCUUUGGUCAUCAAUCAUCACCGAUCCAUAUUUCAUCAACUUGUUCGAAACUAGGUCAUCAACAAAGCCUAGUCUUCUACUCUGCGUCAGAAGAGAUGACAAUUUGUUUGUUUCCUCGAUAACACAAGAUAAGGCUUACUCAUCUUCUCUGCCUAUUAUUGAUCGUUAUCAUAUGAAACUCCCGGAUAAACAUUGUUACUUACCUCCUGCGGAAUCUGUCCACGGCUUGAUCUGCUUGCGUGGACCAACGCCAAUAGUUUGGAACCCUAGCUUGGGAAGGUUGUUAACUUUACCCGAUCCCAAUAAGCAUCAUAAGCUCUGGAAAAAAAUAACAGUCUUUCUAGGAUACGACCCCAUCCAAGGUAAACACAAAGUUGUGUGCAUUCGCUAUAAAAAGGAUUCCUACGUAUGCCGAGUUUUAACAUUGGGAUCAGCUCAAGAACCAUCAUGGAGAACGGUCAAGAUAAAUCAUAAGCAUCGUGCUUACGGUUAUACUUGUGGACGAUGCAUCAACGAGUUCAUAUAUUAUCUAGCCGAUGAUGGUGAGACGGUUUUAAUGAGCUUUGAUGUUAGAUCUGAAAAGUUCCAUAUGAUAAAACUACCAUCGGAUAUUGAUGAAGAUGUGCUGAUAAAUUAUGAGGGAAAGAUAGCUUGUACUGAUAGAGACAAUGAUAAAAGAUUGUGGAUUUUGGAGGAUGCAGAGAAACACAAGUGGUCGAGUCAAGACUUUCUUGUACCUUUAUGUCACUGGGAUCCGAGUUUGGAAACUGAUUUCAAACUAAAAGGUUUCACGCAUGCUGGUGAGUUCAUUUUUGAAGAAGACACGUUUCAAAAAACGUCAUAUAUUUUAUCUUGUGAUCCGGUGAGAAACAGCUUUAGAAGGUUUGUGUCUAAAGGAGUUCGAGUUGGAGACGAUGAUUAUGAGAUCCGUGCUUUCCCGAAUCAUGUUGAGAGUCUUAUGUCUUUGUAA
Messenger RNA from Microthlaspi erraticum, 1125 nucleotides. The record is from the annotation of a GenBank genome assembly. NCBI's taxonomy places the organism in Eukaryota, Viridiplantae, Streptophyta, Magnoliopsida, Brassicales, Brassicaceae.